UGAUGCGACCAAACGAGAGGUGCUUGGAGGAGUACAUCAACCCGGCGCUUGCAAGCAUCUUCCCGCAGGGAGUCCCUCCUAACAUCGCCUCCAUCUUCGUGCGGCACGGGGACAAGCACUACGAGGCCAAGAGGAGGAGCGUGGAGGAGUACUUCGACAGGCUGGCGAAUCUCGAUAUCAAGGAUGUGUACGUGGGCUCGGACAGCGCCUCCGUCAUUGCACAUGCCAAGUCAAAGUACGGGAGCCGAUAUCGGCUCUAUCACCUUCCCAUGGCUCGAACCCCCGACGGUUUCAGGCUGGUGGAUUUCAGGCAGCACAAGAACGCGGGGAUAGAGGGGCAGCACCUUGCCGAACUCUUUCUGUCCAUCCAGGCGGCGGUGGCGGUGGGAACCUUCUCUAGCAACUGGUGUAGACUUGUGCACGAGCUGCACGAUCAGGACGGGCAUGCAGCAUGUGCGUACAUCUCCUUGGACGAGUGGGGUGAGACAGAUAGGUAGCGUGACAUGCGUGCGGACAAAUUAACACGUUUGCGACGGUGUAGGGAAGAAUGAGAUACCAAAAGAAUAACAUAGAGAUCUGUGGCAA
This is a messenger RNA of Guillardia theta CCMP2712, 585 nucleotides long. RefSeq lists its product as hypothetical. The transcript has a single exon. The record is from RefSeq and is a predicted model, not a curated record. The annotation marks the transcript as partial. Gene Ontology annotation, biological process: protein N-linked glycosylation. Gene Ontology annotation, molecular function: alpha-(1->6)-fucosyltransferase activity. NCBI's taxonomy places the organism in Eukaryota, Cryptophyceae, Pyrenomonadales, Geminigeraceae.